ACAGGACUGACCGAUUUCCCGGAACACCUCACAACCGACCUUCGACCUGUUAAGAACCAGCCCCGCCACACACAAGGCUGGCAGCGCACAAAUCACCCCAACAGAAAUACCCACCAUUACAUUUCCUCUUUCUACCCAGUGGCUAUCGCUCCGGUAUGCCCACUUGCCGCAGCGAUGAGCCUGAAGAAAUUCAAAUCAGAUGUCUCGACGGCCGCUCAGAAGGCGGCCAAGGGCGGCUUCGCUGGCGUCAUAUUCGUGGGGCACGGCGAGUCUGAUGGCGAGGUCGUGAUCAAAUACCGCGACGAGGCACUACCACGAGACGUACGGAUUCAGGCGCUGGCCCAGUACGUCAGCGAGUAUCCCGACGGAAACGUGUUCAUGCUGUGGACCGACGAGCCUGACCCUCCGCAGCCCAUUGUGGCCGCCAUCGAAGUGGCUCAAGAUUAUCUGCUGGGCAUGUCUGUCUGCGAGAUGGUGUCCGAAGUGGCCACACGUGUCGAGAAGGAAAUUGCUCGUACCACCAAGGGAGGAAAUAGUGAGAGUCAGACCAGCGACAUUGAGCUCGAUGACAUAAACGUCGACGGCAACAACGAGGACGAUGACGAUGCAAGCGACUACGACGCCGCAUAUGAUGAAGACUUCUCCUCCGACGGAGAAGAGUUCGGAUUGCCAUCAUUGGCUGGUAGGCGGCACUCUCGUCAGGACUUGGAGUCCACAGAGAGCCGGAAACCCCUGCUUCGGCGCAUCAGGCGAGACCUCCGACGGGUGGAGCAGGCCGGAUUCAAAGUUGGCUUUGUCGAUGAGUUUGGCAAGACUUCCACCACAGGAAUCCUCUCUAUCUCCAUCCGUGUCGAUAAACUAGCCUUGUCCAACGAGGCCAUGGAGGCCUGGAACCUGAAGCCCGCCGAGUAUGUCGUCCUCCUUCUCCGGUUCGAGAGGCCGUACACCCCUUUGGAGCGCAUCCUGCAGCACCCCGCCUCACAUACGAAGGUGGAUCUCCGCAUCGGGAGGUGUGAUACCUAUAAACCUUCGCUCAGCCAAGCGUUGGUCGCGUUCUCAGAGUCCAACUCUGCUCUCGGAACUGCAAGCUCGAGUUUGGCAGCCCAGGGCUCGGAGCAUGGCAGUGGAAGCUUCGAGAAACUGUUCAUAUCCAACUCCCUAGAUCAAUUCCUGUGCGAGAGCUUCGUGUCUCUGCUGAAGCUCCGCGAAACCUAUGGGAUCAACUGGGAACAGGCCAACGAGUUUCUGCUGUCCAGGAUUGGCCUCGUCGCCGAAGAUGAGAGGCCGACUGAGCCUACGGAUCUUGGGAACAGCUCUCCGGACCCGGAUGCGUCACCGGAGCCGCACCCUGUUCCGAAACAAGACCACUUACUCGAAAAGGAGUCCGCAAGCGAGCGCAGCUUCCCGCUCAUCGCCAUGCAGUUCGCCAUGCACUACUUUGUCAAAUGUACGAAGUACUGCCUGCGCUGCCAUCGGCGGCUUGAGAAUGGCUUCGAGGCUCUACGCCCGUACGUCUGUUCUGACCCGCUCUGCCUGUUCCAAUACAUGGCCAUGGGGUUUGGCCCGUCCAUCGAGCACGAGAUUCUCUCCGAGCCCUAUGUUGUCGACCUUCUUGUCAGCUUCUGCUACGCCGCGAUUCAACCCUGCGGUUCCAUCUACCCUGGGGGUUCCAGCAGUGUGCUCCCCAUCCGUACCCUUCCGGUCGGGUUGCGUCUUCGGGUCCCAAAUCUGGCUAGCGAAGUAUCCGAUUUCUUGAAGGCAAAAGUGAGCGCGGAUGGCACUCAGCUUGUGUUCGAGGCAGAAGGGGCGAAAAUCUUCGGCGAGCGUGUGGCACCGAUGAAAUGGCUGGCAUUCCGGAGACCCGGACAGACCUUGACUCAGCACGCCCGUAUCCAUGAAGUGAACAGCGCCGCAAAGACGGUUCACAUCGAAGUGAUGGGCCAGUCCGCUGCCGCUUGGGGCAAAAAGGUCAAUGAUCCAAUUUAUCCAAUGUCUAGCGCGGUGCAUUCCCCAACUCCAGGCUCUGUUGGGUCGGACGUUGGCAUCGUCGAGGUAUUUCUCUACGAUACUGAUUUCGACUCCCUGGAUAACAGCAGCAAGGCCGUCGCCAUGCGCCACGCCCUGGAUACGCUUCCGCGUAUAACUGAGAUCCAAGAGUGGCUGAUCAGCCAUCCGCAUAGCAGCUUCCGCUCCAUGGAUCGCAUCUCCCCGGCGGCCGCUUCGCUCCUGCAGUGGAUUAUCUCCUCGAACCGGUCUUGUAUUUUUCAAGUCGAUCGGCCGCAGGAUCCUUCCCGGAAAGGCAAUGAAAACUUGGGAGCCGUGGGAGGCAGUAAGAACCGAGAGCACGAGCGAAUAUUGGGUAUGGACGGGUGGGUACAGUUCCGCUUUGCUCAAGGCUCGCCCGACAAGGAACUGCGAUUCAGCCGGGCGCUCCAAGAAGUGGCUGCGAGGAAAGGUCUCCGGGCCCAUCCCACCAUUUUUGCCUGGCACGGAAGCAGUCUGUCCAACUGGCAUAGCAUCGUGAGGACUGGCUUGGACUUCAAGGACAUCAGGUGCGGCCGCGCCUAUGGACACGGGGUCUAUUUUAGCCGGCAUGCCACCACGAGCAUGGGCUAUUCGGCUGCGGGAGCACAUUCCUGGCCAGGUUCAGCCCUCAGGAUCACUAGCUGCCUUAGUCUGAACGAAAUCAUCAACGCGCCAGACGAGUUUGUCAGUCGCGACCCGCAUUAUGUGGUUCCGCAACUGGACUGGCACCAAUGCCGCUAUCUGUUCGUCCAGACAGCCCCCGCAGGGGUCCAAUCUGGCGGCUGGUGGCGCAAGGUCACAAAUCACCAGACCGAUGCAGCAGAGCAGCAAGCGAGUGACCCGAAAUUCCACCAGCAAGCACCCGGAAGCGAGGUCUAUGGGCAGUCGGGAAAGAUACUGCAGAUUCCCCUGUCCGCCAUCCCGCUCCGCACUGUUGGCUCACCAGCUGCGGCGUCUCCGUCAAGCCCCUCUAAGCGAGCCGUUGAGCGCUUGGAAGAUGGUGCCGAUGAGCAUACCGAAGAAGUCGGCAUCCUGUUCACGGAUACAGACGACGAAUCUGACGCCGCCCAGGGCCCGCCGAGGAAGAAAUCCGCGUCGUGUGCCCCUAGCAUAGACACGACGUCGACUGGGCGUCUUGAGAUCGCCGGCGACGGUCCACCCACACCUUGCAGCACCAGCCGCUCCCUGACUGACUUCGAACCUGGUUCGCUCGACCUCUCCACCCUCCCUCAACUAGCUCCCCCGUCCUUUGCUACCUACGCCGCCACCAAGGCCCUCAGCUCCGAGCUCAAGCGCCUUCAGGCCGUCCAGGCCAACACCCCACUCCACGAGCUCGGCUGGUACAUGGACUUUGACGAAGUGACCAACCUCUUCCAGUGGAUCGUCCAGCUACAUACCUUCGACGAGUCCCUCCCGCUCGCCAAAGACAUGAAGAGCGCUGGAUUCACCUCCAUCGUGCUCGAGCUGCGCUUCGGGGCGGACUUCCCAUUCAGCCCGCCCUUCGUACGCGUUGUGCGCCCGCGCUUCCUGCCCUUCGGGGCCGGCGGAGGCGGCCACGUCACGGCGGGCGGCGCCAUGUGCAUGGAACUGCUGACCAGCAGCGGGUGGAGCCCCGCCAGUAGCAUGGAGAGCGUCUUGCUGCAGGUGCGCAUGGCGCUCUGCAAUCUGGAACCGCAGCCUGCGCGGCUAGACCCGGCGGUCCGGUUGGGAAAGAAAGUUGGUGAUUAUGCUGUUGGCGAGGCUAUUGAUGCGUACAUCAGAGCAGCGAACAUGCAUGGUUGGGAGGUGCCCAAGGAUUUGCGUGUCACGGCGCUUGGCGUCUGAGGUUGCGGCGUCCUUGGGAACGGUUACGGGGAACGGUUACGGGGAACGGUUACGGAGAAUGGUUACGGGGAAGUCUCUUCAUGUAAGCUUUCUACCAGCGGAUAGCAGUACGGAGCAUUCUCGGAGAUGCUCCCUUUGGGUUCACGACUCCGUGUCCCAUGAAUACAAACUUGCCUCGAGCUUGCUGUUACCAUUA
Chaetomium strumarium is the source of this 4045-nucleotide messenger RNA. RefSeq lists its product as uncharacterized. The record is from RefSeq and is a predicted model, not a curated record. The transcript has a single exon. Gene Ontology annotation, molecular function: NAD+ poly-ADP-ribosyltransferase activity. NCBI's taxonomy places the organism in Eukaryota, Fungi, Ascomycota, Sordariomycetes, Sordariales, Chaetomiaceae. The coding region runs from base 175 to 3849 and encodes 1224 amino acids.